GUGUAGGCUUCCCCUUCUCCAUCCUCUUUUCUCAUCAAACCUAUUUGUACGCGCACCACCCGUUCGCCGCCGGCGCAACCCGCGCCUCGCCGCGAACCGAACCCGUGCGCUCUCGCUCUGGUUGAUUAGUUGCCAUCGCCACCACCAAUCCGGCGUUGUCUCGGAGAUUUGUCUAGGCGUUCGCGGCGGUUCGAUCGGCGGAUGGCGGCGGCGGCGGUGGCGGCACCACCCGUGAGGGGGUACUGCCCCGCGGCGGCGUCGACGUCGUCGGUGGCGAGGGUGCGGAUGCCGGCGUCGUUCGUGAGCGCGCCGCGGCGGGUUUCGGUGCGGCUCCGCGCGGCGGCGGUGGCGGAGGUGCCCCGAGGGCUGCAGCUCCGGCGGGAGGAGGAGCGGGGGUUGGGGUUCUUCGGAGGCGUGUUUGGUGGGGAGGAGGAGGAGGUGGUGGAGAAGGUUGGGGAGGAGAGGGUGGAGGGGUGGAUGAGGGAGUCGAUCGCAGAGAUCGUGCGGCACAUCGGGGAGGCGCCGUUCCUGGUGCACCUGUUCAACGACGACGACGGCGGCAGCGGGCGGGGAGGCGCGGGGCGCGUGACGGUGCGGCGGGAGACGGCGUCGGCGGAGAGCUGGCCCGACGUGCGGCGGCGGUGGGGCCCGGGCGGGAUGCGGCGUCCCGACGGAAUCAUACUGGUCGAGCAGAUCGCCGCGGCGGUCGAGGAGGGCGGCGCGUCCGCCGGCGCCGGCGCCGCCGAGGCGGCGCGGCAGGUGUGGGGCCUGGUGGUGCAGGCCCGCGGGAUGGAGUGCGCGUCGUGCUACGUGCUCGACACCUGCCGCGUCCGCUCCCCGGCGGGGCUCUGCACCCACUUCUGCCUCGCCAGGGCGCAGUGCUUCGGCGACCCCCUCGAGCUCCAGCUCCGCAACGCCUGGCUCAACCGCCUCUCCGGCCGCCGGUAGCCACCGCCGCCGCCGCCGCCGCGGCGUACUAAUGUACUAAAGCUACCGGCCUUGAUGCGUCCGAUUCUUGCUGUGAAGAAGAGCAAACGAAGCGUGCAGAUUGCAACGGAAGAACAUAUUCAGAUUCUUUCUUUGUUUUCUUUCGUUCCGGUUUCUCCCAAAUGCGGAUUUGUACAGAUUAUUGGUUGCGAAUUUGCAAUUUGCUACCUCGAUUAUUCCAACGAGGAGCGAUUCAUCCUGUCAUCGAGGCAUUGCCCCAUGUACUAUGACAACAUAUGACAACAAUUUUAUGAGAAAUUUUUUUAGUAUA
Messenger RNA from Oryza sativa Japonica Group (Japanese rice), 1258 nucleotides. RefSeq lists its product as uncharacterized. Lineage: Eukaryota; Viridiplantae; Streptophyta; Magnoliopsida; Poales; Poaceae. The record is from RefSeq and is a predicted model, not a curated record.